Sarcophilus harrisii (Tasmanian devil) is the source of this 3109-nucleotide messenger RNA. It is a transcript of the gene PHOSPHO1, whose product is annotated as phosphoethanolamine/phosphocholine phosphatase 1. Gene Ontology annotation, biological process: bone mineralization involved in bone maturation. The record is from RefSeq and is a predicted model, not a curated record. Gene Ontology annotation, molecular function: phosphatase activity. The transcript is spliced from 3 exons. NCBI's taxonomy places the organism in Eukaryota, Metazoa, Chordata, Mammalia, Dasyuromorphia, Dasyuridae. The coding region runs from base 602 to 1408 and encodes 268 amino acids.
AGGGGAUUUAAAGUAAACAGGUUAAGUGACUUGCCCAGGGUCCCACAGACAUUACUGAGGCAGAAUUCCAACUGAGAUCUUCCUGACUCCAAGCUCGCCUUUUUUUCCAAUGAGUCAUCCAGUUGCCUCCAUCCUUUCCGAUUUCAAAUUCCAAGGGUCCACACACUCCUGAGAUGGAAAAAAAAAUGUAUUUUAGGUGUAUAGACAAGGAUUUGAGAUUUGAGGUUUUUACCCUCUCCUGGGCUGUCUUCCCCUCCUGAGAAUGAGGGAGAACAAGAGAAAAGGAGGUGUUAUGUGACUGGGGAGGUGACUACCUCCCCAGCAGUAGUCAGGAGAGGCUAGAGUCCUGCUGAUUGGCUCCUUGGUAGGAUUGGGUGGGGAAGAAGAUAGAGCUUAUGAUUUCCUUUCCUAUAAAAACCUACACACUCUCUACUUCUAAAGGAUGGGAACGAAUGUUUUAAGAUUUAAGAGAGAGCUUCUUUUGAUAAAGGCAGAAGGGUAGAGCUGGGCACUCAUAGCAAUUGAGGGAGAUCAGAAUACAGCUUGUGGGAUCUACUGGUAAAAAGUUUCAUCUGGCAGAGCCGUGGGUAAUGUCCUGAGGAUGAACGGGUGUUUUCCAGUUACAGGCUUGAGGUGCCUGUCUAGGGACGGCACUACGAUGGCGGAGCCGGGAGCGCCCCGCUUCCUGCUAACCUUCGAUUUUGAUGAGACCAUCGUGAACGAGAACAGCGACGACUCGAUCGUGCGCGCGGCCCCGGGCCAGAAGCUGCCCGACAGCUUGCGGGCCACGUUCCGCGAGGGCUUCUACAACGAGUACAUGCAGCGGGUCUUCCAGUACCUGGGCGAGCAGGGCGUGAAGGCGCAAGACUUCCGCGAAGUCUACGAGGACAUCCCGCUGUGUCCCGGCAUGACCGACCUCUUCCAGUUCCUGACCAAACAGGGCAGCUGCUUUGAGAUCAUCCUCAUCUCCGACGCCAACACGUUCGGCGUGGAGAGCUCCCUGCGCGCCUCCGGCUACCGCGGCCUCUUCCGAAAAAUCUUCAGCAACCCGUCGGGCCCCGACGAGCGGGGCGUGGUGGUGUUGCAGCCCUUCCACAAGCACUCCUGCGCCCGCUGCCCCGCCAACAUGUGCAAACACAAGGUGCUCGGCGACUACCUGCGCGAGAGGGCGCAGGAGGGGGUGCACUUCGAGCAUCUCUUCUACGUGGGGGACGGCGCCAAUGACUUCUGCCCCUUGGGGCUGCUGGCGGUCGGCGACGUGGCUUUUCCGCGCCGCGGCUACCCCAUGCACCAGCUCAUCCAGCAAGCCCAGAACACCGAGCCCUCCUCGUUCCGGGCCACCGUGGUGCCCUGGGAGUCGGCAGCCGAAGUCCGCCGCUACUUGCAGGAGAUGGUGAAGAAAUGCUAAGCCCGGAGGGGGACGGGAGCGAGGCCCGCCGGCUGGCUGCGGAAGCCGCAGCUCCCGGGAUGCCCGGCCUCGCCCACCCCACCCGCUUCAUCUUCGCCUCCGAUUGGGGACCCAGGAAAGCGAAGCCGUGUUCGAAUUACCAACACAAGAACUUUGUCCCCUCCCCUGCCCCGUCCCCCUUCGAAUUCGCUUUGGUUUAUCCCUCCCUCGGACCCAGUCCUUUCCAACUGCGCUACAAGAACUCUGGGCUCCAUGCACUUGGGAGAUGGGAGAGGGAGCAGAAAUACACACAUGCAUGCAUAUAUGCACACGGCACGUGUGUAUAUAUGCAUAUAUGUGUAUUUAUAGAUAUGUAUGUGUAUAUUACAUAUAUGAAUGAGGAGGCAGUAACCAUCUAUGCAUUUAAGCCCAGUCGGGCUGUCCAGAGUCGGGUCCUGACAGUCCAGCGGUGCACACCUGUUUGAGGGGAGCCACACCUGGCUCCGACCUGACGUCGGGCUUCCUAGAUAAUGCUGCCUACACCAUUCCUAUUUUUGUGGUGAAGCUCUUCUAGGGUGGGGGGAGGGGAGAGGUAUUUAAAGAGUUACUUUCUGUCCCAAUGUGCAACUAAGCCUCUCCCCAGCCGACGGGAAACAUUCCCAUCUUCAGGUCCCCAGGCCCCACUCACUUGCACCUCCCGGCUGGGGAGGGACCACGCACUCAGUGCCCUAUUCACCUGCCUGCUUAUAGUCGACUCAGCUUGCACUACGAUGACACUUAAUAGACCUCACUUCUCUACCCAGUUACAAAGAAAAGGGGGAGGCGGAAAGACCGGGAAGUUGAAGCUCUCUGGUGUCAGAACGAGAUAGUGUCCAGUCCCAACUCUCCUGGCUGUCCCCACCCUCCACCCCAUCUAUGCAGCAAGAGGCCGGGGGAAAGGGGGGGGACCUUUCCAAAGCUUUCGGCAAAAGUUAAACCCCUCUUCCCCUAUUUUUACCCCGGUUUCGUAUUGUUUGGAACUCAAAGCCAUGAUGUUUCUAAGCAGAGCCAGCCCAAGCCCAUGGUCCCCUUCCUUCCCUUUCUCCCUACUGUAUCUCAGAGCUAUAAAGGAAGUGAAGGGGGAAAAGGCAUCUGAGUGAGGUCUCCUUUGUGUGGGGAGCAAGAGGGAGGACUUCAAUUGUUCAGCCUUUCCCCCUGAGCCUUCUCUUGAAGGCUGAGUCCUCAAGUACAGGACACAGUCUCUGUUCUCAGGAACUCGCGGUGUAGUGGAACUAGGACAGACGCCAGCGAAGGAAUACAUCCAGCAGGAGCAUAUGGCCUUCCUUAUAAGUCCCCCAAAUCUAGAGACAGGAGGCACCAUCUCAUUCAACCACAUAGGUGAAAUGAUUUGUCAAGAGUCACACAUCUCUAGAAGAGGGAUAUUUUUGGGUGGUUCCCCUGAGUUUAGUGGAGUGGGGCCGGUCCCAGGUUGUUAAAAUUUGUGAUAGGAGAGGAGGAUCAGAGCCAAGACGGGCAAGUCCAAGCAGGAAGUCAAGAGCUUUAACAGGGUUUUAUUCGGAGGAGUGGGAAGGCAAAUUUCCAUUCUUGGAGAAAUCAAAUUUAAGACUACAGUUCUCCCCUAUCAACAAAAAACAUCUGUCCCCAACAUCCUUUGUUAUCUCUUUCCAUGUACCCCCAUUGCACCAUCUCCCACAAAUGGAAAAAAAAAGUUCAGUCUCAGGA